CAUAGACAAAAUAUAUUUUUACAAAAUUAAAAAACAUUCUAUAAAUAGGCCGAAACCUACCAAAAAAAUGUAGCAGAGAAGAAAUGGCGGACGGUUCUUCCAGCAAGCGAUGGCUUCCACUUGAAGCUAACCCCGAUGUCAUGAAUCAGUUUCUUUGGGGACUUGGUGUUACGCCUGGAGAGGCAGAGUGCUUUGAUGUUUAUGGACUUGAUGAGGAGCUUCUGGAGAUGGUUCCCAAGCCUGUAUUGGCGGUGCUGUUUCUCUAUCCACUGACGGAAAAGAGCGAACAAGAGAGGAUUCAACAGGAUAGUGCAAUAAAGGAGGAUCCUAGCAAUGGAGUUUAUUUUAUGAAGCAAACAGUUGGAAAUGCCUGUGGAACCAUUGGGCUCCUUCAUGCUGUAGGAAAUAUCACUUCUGAGAUAAAACUCGAGGAGGGGUCUUAUCUCAACAAUUUCUUCAAAUCCACUGCAAACAUGAAUCCAUUAGAGCGGGCUAAAUUUCUUGAAAAUGAUAGGGAGAUGGAAGUUGCUCAUUCUGUAGCUGCAACAGCUGGGGAUACUCAGGCAUCAGAAGAUGUGAAUACCCACUUCAUUUGUUUUGCAAGUGUGAAUGGACAACUGUACGAACUUGAUGGAAGGAAGGGGGGACCGGUUUCGCACGGUCCUUCUUCUUCAAGCACUAUAUUGAAGGACGCUGCUAAAGUGAUAAAGAAGAUGAUCGAGAAAAACCCUGAUUCAAUCAACUUCAACGUGAUCGCCAUAUCCAAGAAAGCUUGAGCUGAGCCCAUAGGCCCGGCCCAUGUGUGCACUGGAGCUCCUUUUUCCUUUCACUUGAGAUACAUAAACACCGGCUAUGUUUGUAGUGUUACUAGGAGCUGAGCUACUGCUUUCAUACCUUCUGUCAUGUUUCUUGAUCAGGCAGCCUUUCUAUUUGCACUUUCAGAAUUAGUGUCACUCUAAUCAAGCGAUGAAAAACAACUCAAUAGAGGCCAAAUAAAAAUUAAUAAAUAAAUUUAUACCAAUGGGUUUAGGCCCCCACAUUACAUAAACUGCUGCUGGCUCAUUUCAACACUAAUCCAAUUUAAAGUCAUUUUGCCAGUGAAUAGACUGUGAGCAUUAACCAAAAAAAAGACUUGUUGUGCAACUCGUUAGUAAGAACGUAGCAAAGGUAGAGUGAAUGAAAUGAGAAAGAUCUCCGAGAGAAAAUCAUAGGCGACGAUGAUACAACUUAGACAUGGAUAUGAUAUGAUCCAACCAGGACUGACAUACAACAAAUA
Molecule: messenger RNA, 1276 nt
Organism: Andrographis paniculata
Lineage: Eukaryota; Viridiplantae; Streptophyta; Magnoliopsida; Lamiales; Acanthaceae
Product: ubiquitin carboxyl-terminal hydrolase 3
Exons: 9
Coding region: 84-776 (230 amino acids)
Biological process (GO): ubiquitin-dependent protein catabolic process; protein deubiquitination
Cellular component (GO): cytoplasm
Molecular function (GO): cysteine-type deubiquitinase activity
Source: RefSeq, a predicted model, not a curated record